This is a messenger RNA of Sitophilus oryzae (rice weevil), 414 nucleotides long. RefSeq lists its product as uncharacterized. The transcript has 2 exons. The coding region runs from base 1 to 414 and encodes 137 amino acids. The record is from RefSeq and is a predicted model, not a curated record. Lineage: Eukaryota; Metazoa; Arthropoda; Insecta; Coleoptera; Curculionidae.
AUGGAAGCUGAUGAAAAACUCGAUGAGGGUAUAAAAGAUCGAAUAAUGCAAGGCAGGAGGGCAAUAUCUAUGUUGAAUGGUGAACUGUGGGAUCAAGGAAUCUUUAAAGCUAAUAAGAAGAACAUAUAUAAUAUGGCUGUGAAAAGCAUAAUAACUUACGGAAGCGAAGUAUGGCAGUUGAAAAGCAGAACAGAAAACAUGCUAUUAGCGAUCGAAAUGGAUUACUGGAGGAGAUCUGCUGGAAGAUCGAAAAGAGAACAAAUAACCAAUGACAGAGUAAAAGAGAUUAUGGGAGCAGAACACACAAUUGUGGACGACAUAAGAACAAAACAACUCAUAUGUGGACACCUCGAGGCAGAAAUAAAAGAGGAAGGCCGCGACGAAGCUGGAGGGUGGGUGUGGAUAAAGAACUAG